AUGAUAGAUAUGCGGCAGCGUGGGCGGGGCUUGAGGAAACGGCUCGCCGCAGGGUUGGCGGACUUGAGAAGGAGCGAAGAUGGCGGAGUGAGGCGUGCCGCUGCUGACUGGCCUCUGGGCCGGGGGCGGGUCGGCCCCCGGGAGGCCGAGUGCAUCUGGGGGCCGUGCGAGGCGAGCCGAGAAGGCCGGCGACGGAAGGACGAACAGGCGGUGAGGAGGUUCCUUAUCACAGGAAGAACAUUUUCCUUGACCUUUAGGUGCUUUUAUAUUCAUCUCAAAAACAAAAUGCUGAACUCAGGACUUGGAAAGUAUCUCUAAGUUGUCUCCUAGAGCGGGUAGUCCUGCUUCUUUUAUCCAGCCACUUUCUGUAUUCUUGAAAUGUGGAUAUCUCUUCUCUACACAUUACCUCCAUGAUUUGGAAUGGAAAAGACCAGGUUUUUUUGUUGUUGUUGUUCCACCUCUCAGAUUCAACACAGAGAAGCCCUUAAGAUGCGGUUAUCCUGCUUACUUCUCCAGGAAGAGAGAAGCAACUGACAUGGGUCUUCUGCUGCUGUUUGCUUAAUCAUAAAGAAAUUAUUUUACAAGCUGAAGGCUGAUGUUUCAUUUGAAACAGGUGCUUAGGUGGUGGUAUUUGUGAAUUCUUUACUUUUUGUUCCAAAUGAGAAGACUAAAUAAAUAGCAAGUAUGGAUGA
Molecule: messenger RNA, 692 nt
Organism: Lemur catta (Ring-tailed lemur)
Lineage: Eukaryota; Metazoa; Chordata; Mammalia; Primates; Lemuridae
Exons: 4
Coding region: 1-318 (105 amino acids)
Source: RefSeq, a predicted model, not a curated record